AGAAUGUGCAGCGCUCAGUUGUUAAGCGGCGGUGACAAUCGAAGAAGCAAUGAAAUGCCGCAUUGAGUGGGAAAACAAAAGCAAAACCAACCGACGGAAGAGUGACACCCAAAAUAAAAUUAGCCGCAAGACACACCCAGCCAGUAAACGCACCCACUUCGCAAUUCACAAUGUCAAUGACCGCGCUGCUGCUGACGCUCAUUGUCAUCUUGCUCGCAACGCUGUAUAUUUUCUUCCAUCGUCGCUUCAAUUAUUGGCGCAGGCUGGGCAUAGCACACGACAAGCCAAGCUGGCUGCUCGGCAAUUUGGUGGGCGCUCAGCGCACCCUCAGCUUUGCCGACAUUAGCCGCAACGUCUAUUUGAAGUAUAAAGGCACAGGACCAUUUUGCGGCUUCUAUUUCUUUCAAUGCCCGGCAGUGGUGUUGCUGGAUAUUGAGCUGAUAAAAAAUGUGCUCAUUAGGGACUUUGCAAAUUUCGCCGAUCGCGGUAUGUUCAAUAAUGAACGCGACGAUCCGCUGUCGGGGCAUCUAUUCCUGCUGGAUGGCCACAAGUGGCGCAGUCUGCGUACAAAGCUCUCGUCCACGUUUACCUCGGGCAAGAUGAAGCUGAUGUUGCCUAUGAUGAUUGAGGUGACGCAGAAUUUGGUGGAAGUGAUGGGUGAGCAGCUGCUGGAAGACAAUGUUGUCGAGCUGAAGGAGAUUCUGGCACGCUACACCACGGAUAUCAUCGGCAAAGUGGCCUUCGGCAUCGUUUGCAAUUCGUUGCGUGAUUCCGAAGCGGAGUUUCGCAUCAUGGGACGACGUUCAUUCAGCGAAUCGCGUCAUGGACAAGUUGUUGGUGGUUUAAUGCACAGUUUUCCCGAUUUGGCGCGUUGGCUGCGCAUGCGCGCGAUAAACGACGAUGUAAUUGAAUUCUUUAUGCGAAUUGUGCGAGAAACUGUCGAGUACCGUGAGAAAAACAACAUCAAAUGCAACGAUUUCAUGAGCCUUCUCAUCGAUUUGCGAAACGACAAAAAGCUGCGUGGCGAUAACGGCGAAGAAAAGUGUCUAACGAUCGAGGAGAUGGCAGCACAGACAUUUGUAUUCUUCAUAGCUGGUUUUGAGACGUCUUCGACUACAAUGGCGUUCGCCUUGUACGAGUUGGCACAAAAGCCAUCGCUGCAAGAGCGUUUGAGACGCGAGGUUUUGGGGACAAUAGCUAAGCACAAUAACGAAUUCACUUUCGAAUGCCUGCAGGAUAUGAAGUAUAUGGAUCAGGUGGUGUUGGAAACGCUCCGCAAAUACAGCGUUGUGCCAAUUCUUAACCGUAAAGCUUUGUCCGACUACGCAGUGCCGGGCCAUCCAAACUUUGUCAUCAAAAAGGGUAUGUCAGUGAUUAUACCAACUGUGGGUAUACACUACGAUCCGAAUAUCUAUCCAAAUCCUGAGCAAUGGGAUCCAGAACGUUUCACGCAGGAGCAGCGGGAUCAGCGUGAAAGCGUUGAGUGGCUGCCGUUCGGCGAUGGACCUCGUAAUUGUAUUGGUAAGCGUUUUGGUGGCAUGCAGAUUCGCGUCGGCUUAGCGCAUUUGCUGUGCAAAUAUCGCUUUAGUGUGUGCGACAAAACUGAGAUACCUUUGAAGAUGAACGUGAAAUCGUUUUUAAUCAGUACGCUUAACGGUAUCUACCUGAGAGUGGAGGAAGUGAAAUAAAAUUGGCAAAAUUAUGCUUUGGCAGAGGUU
Messenger RNA from Rhagoletis zephyria (snowberry fruit fly), 1718 nucleotides. Its product is annotated as cytochrome P450 6a9-like. Lineage: Eukaryota; Metazoa; Arthropoda; Insecta; Diptera; Tephritidae. Gene Ontology annotation, molecular function: heme binding; oxidoreductase activity, acting on paired donors, with incorporation or reduction of molecular oxygen; monooxygenase activity. The record is from RefSeq and is a predicted model, not a curated record.